Messenger RNA from Papaver somniferum (opium poppy), 702 nucleotides. Its product is annotated as protein FAR1-RELATED SEQUENCE 5-like. Bases 1 to 702 code for a protein of 233 amino acids. The record is from RefSeq and is a predicted model, not a curated record. The transcript is spliced from 3 exons. Lineage: Eukaryota; Viridiplantae; Streptophyta; Magnoliopsida; Ranunculales; Papaveraceae.
AUGGCAUGGGGAGAGGAUGAGAAGUCAUUUGCUUACUUGCAUUGGUUUACAAAGCAAUUGUCUGAAACCAAUCCUGGAUCCCGUGUUGUUUUGGAAACUGACGGGGGUCAAAAGUUUGUGAGAUUGUUCAUUGCCUUCGGAGCAUGUAUCUGUGGAUUUAAUUACUGUCGGCCCUUGCUAUUCAUGGAUGCAGCACAUUUGAAGAGUAAAUAUCUCGGUCACCUGAUGGCAGCAACAGGACCAAACGGGGAUAAUGGUAAUGUUCUUAAACUUUUUUCUACUGAUGCGAACUGGAAAUGGUUUAUGGAGCAUCUCAGGGAAGUGAUUUCUCCUCAAAGACAACUUACAUUUGUGAGUGAUCGAGGUAGUGGUUUAGUCAACCAAAUCCCCGUCGUUUUUCCAGGUGCAUAUCAUGGGUGGUGCUACUGGCACAUGACAAACAAUGUUAAUGCAUGCUUGCCUAAGUCAGCCAAGACAUAUACCAAUUAUGUGUUAAAGUUGUUUGAAAAAUGUGCAUAUGCGAAUACACAUGUAGAGUUUAAGGAGAGUUGGUAUAACUUGAUGCUGGAAGAGAGGGAGAUGCCUAUUAUUGUCAUGGUUGAUAAAAUACGACUGAAGCUUAUGGAAAUGAUGUGCACUCGUCGUGAAGAAUCCGUGACAUUGUUCGAUUGGCGAGGAGUUGUGUCCAAAAAUGGAAAUUGA